AUGAUUUAUGAGCCACAUCAAUGUCUCCAAAUUCGUUAUGCUACUUUUCCGACCUUAAAAGAAUGGAAAAUCUGCAAAGAAACACAAAGAAACAAAUUGCCAAAGCUUCAGCUUCAUGUAUACGAUUUUCUCAUUGAAGCGCUUUUCCAUUGCAUGUCUGAGAUAAAAGACGAACGAGAGAAGGCCUUAAGGUUAAGACAUUUGAAAUUAUCUAUCACUCAAUUAAACUGA
This is a messenger RNA of Clunio marinus, 231 nucleotides long. The record is from the annotation of a GenBank genome assembly. Lineage: Eukaryota; Metazoa; Arthropoda; Insecta; Diptera; Chironomidae.